Messenger RNA from Cydia pomonella (codling moth), 1247 nucleotides. RefSeq lists its product as uncharacterized. The record is from RefSeq and is a predicted model, not a curated record. NCBI's taxonomy places the organism in Eukaryota, Metazoa, Arthropoda, Insecta, Lepidoptera, Tortricidae. The transcript has 5 exons. The coding region runs from base 834 to 1247 and encodes 137 amino acids.
GUUUUGCAAAGGGGUGCGCAUGUCAAAAAUAAUCUGUCAUUCAAUUCAUUUUAUUUUGUGUUGGCUGAAACGCGACUUGAUUUGGUUUGUGAAAAAUACUGGGAUAAGGUGGCUGCGGGCAUGCCCCUCCAAAAAACCAACCGAAAACCUGGAGAACAGUUAAGGAUUAUUCGUCAGUGAUUAAUUGCAAAAAGUUUGCCGUUUCUCAGCGCAAAAAAAACAUAGAUUUAGAUUUUUCGACGAAUUUUCAUCUCAUUUUCAUCUAUUGUGUGCUAGUGUUUUUUAUUUACUAUUAGACGAUGUGGACAUGAUUAGACAAUAAAGUGUUCAGUGGUUAGUUCUAUUUUCGACUGCAUAUAGUGCUAAAUAUAUCGUGGUGUUCUUGUUUUGAUGAAUUACUCCCAACAGAAGGCGUCCAAAUAUUUUUAAUGGCGUCCAACAUAGUGAAGAAGCACCGUAUAAAAUCACCAACGUCGACCCAGCAAUAGAGGAAUUAAAAAAAAAUGCACUCCGUCAGCCGCCGUCCACGUCACACUAAAAACCACCUAAAAAUUAAAAAGAAACGCAACGAGCUUACCAACACUAAACCGAACGUGUGUUCCAAAUUUAAAUAGGACCGUUAACGGACUCGCAUUCUAGAAUUUUCGAUUUUUUUUAUUUUGAAAAAGGAAGCUUUAAAAAUUUUCUAAACGUAAAUUCCCAUUCGGAUAGUUGCCUUCUUAGUUAGUAGAUCUGUGAUUGGUCCAAUUUCUUGUAUAUUGUAUAAAUAACCACGUAGUUGUAUGUUGUGAUUGGCUGAUUAUCGUUUGGAGAUCGAAUAAAGGUACCAUAAUAUGGAGAAUCCUGAAUCUGAAACGAGCUCCCCUCCAGAGGAGAGCAGCGCGUUGAAUAGAAAUAGGAGUUUCAAGUCAAAACAACUAGUCAGAAGCCAGGCGAUACGCGAGUCGCAAUCUCCUCCGCGGUCCGCGUCGCCCGUCGGCGAUGAUGCCGGUACCGAUACCGUUACCGGUACCGGUAACGCUGGUACCAGUAACAGUGGUACCGGGAAUCCGGUUACGGAUGUGGUGGAGGUGGAGGAGAAGCGGCGCCCGGUUGAGAUACACAUCACAGGCGGAGCAUGGGAGAGCGGAGAGCAGAAAUCUCGUCGCCGUUGGCCGCAGCAGUCGCGCGACUUGUUGUCGAACGGACCUCGUGUCGCUUGCGUCGCGGGCUGUCGCUCUCAGUGCAGGUACUUACAGGGCGAGUGA